CCAAGGCUUCAACCUGACCGUUACGGUGGCCUUACGGAACACCGUCCUCGCUUGCUGCUCAGUACGGACAUGAGCUUGGUAGAGUGGACCUUUCGGGGAUUAAACCGACAUCAUACUUCGUACGGGACCAACAAAAACAAGAAGUCGGUAAUGCGAUAUUCUUUGCUCAUUUUCUUUCCGAAUCGCUGCAGUCGAUUCCACAGACCUGCGAUCCACCGCAAUGGAGGGCAAAGGCCGCGUUCGAUAUGGAUCACGGAUGGGUAGGUUCAUGCCCCAUGGGUCAGGUCGGGAGCAAGACACGACGUUGGAAUGGGGGCAACGGCCGAACCUCGGACGGCAACGCUGUGCCUCUCUAUGCAAGGUACGAGAUCUCAAGCAUCGGCCUGCACUGGUCUUGACAAGACGGCAAACCGGCCUUGUUGCGCGGUGGAGGGAGCCGUCGGCGGGAUGUUGUCCAUGGAUGAUGGACCAUGGUUGUGGCUGUUUGAUCAUCCUGCUAGAAUACGACGCACGCUACCCCGAGCUUUCUGAAACUCCAAGCCAGCAGAUGCCAGCUGCACGUCGCCAGCCUCGAGCCCGAACAGCCUCCCAACUCCCCCCGCCGAGUACGCAGUAUCCGUACACUAAUCACUGUGUAUCCGUAGAGUUCGCCUUUGUCUUCGGCAUGGGCGAGGAUAAUGGUUGUAUUGUUGGUCAGUCCUGGCAAGGCAAGCCCACGCUAGAACUAUGUCGAGGUCCAGGUCCGGGUCUUGAGAAGACGACGACCAGCUAUCCCACCUCGCCUGAUCGUCCCGCUACCCUGGCCGACCUCAGUGCGUUCGGUCAGGAUGGGAGAGUUCAUGUUGACCGCUGUCGACCUCCCGCACGGCCGGACAUCACCCGCUUGUCUGGGAACUGUCGUCUAUCGCCCUCCCUCCCCUCGAGUUGCACUCUCCUAUCCUCUCCCACCCGUAUCCGUACGGAGUACAUGCCACGGCGAGGAGAGGCCGUCGAGGUGAUGGAAUUCACGGUUCGGGGUCUCGGACUGGAGUUGAAGUCGGGCAAGCGACGAGGACGGAGACAAGGCCUAAAUAGGAAGCUCUUCCGCUGGGUCGAAUGCCAUGAUACCAUCUGCAAAGCCCCUCCGUAAUCUUAAAUGUUUACCGUCUUCUGCAUUCUUGGUGGUCGCGGCAAACAAAAGAGGGGCAUCGGGAAGCUCUGGAAGAAUCAACGACGAUCAUUCUCCCCCCUGACAGGCGCAUCCUGUCCCGCGCGGACAG
Molecule: messenger RNA, 1259 nt
Organism: Colletotrichum phormii
Lineage: Eukaryota; Fungi; Ascomycota; Sordariomycetes; Glomerellales; Glomerellaceae
Exons: 1
Coding region: 221-1129 (302 amino acids)
Source: RefSeq, a predicted model, not a curated record